AUGUUUAAAUAUAUAUAUACUGGCAUAAUACCAAGCUCUCUUGAUUAUAAACAGUUAAAAUCAUUAUUAGAAAUUGCUAAUACAUAUCAGAUACCAACACUUAGUGAAAUUAUACAACAAAAACUAGCCAGCAUAAAUAUCGAUGCUAAUAAUUGUUUAUUAUUAUUAUCCAUGGAAAAUGAAUUACCACUAGAUUGGCCAAACGUUCGUCGAUCAGCUAUUCAAAUUGUAGCUGAAAAUUUUAGAUAUCUUUGCCAUCAAGAUGAAUUCUUGAAAUUAAAUUAUAAUACCAUUCAAGAUAUCUUUUGCCAUUCAAACCUUCAAAUUCCCAACAAAAAAAUGGCUACUAUGGCUUUACAUCGGUGGAUAAAGGCAAAUAUAGAAAUCACUCCUGAUUUGUCACGAUCUAUCAUGACUCUAGGACAUUAUAGGCACCCAAUAAAUAGAUUUUCUCUUCUUUCAUCAAUUGUAUGCUAUUUUGCUGAUGGAAGCACACGAUAUACGAACAUGACAAUAAAUGCCAUUAAUUCAUUUCUAAGAUCAACUCCACAAGUUAUGGUUGGUCUAUUGGUUAAAGACGAUGAUACUCGAGAUCAAGUUAUGUCAUGUAUUGAAAAAAGUUAUCAUCAUCGUAUUUUAUGUAAACAUACGUCUAAGACACCGCAUUUCAAUGACUGGAAUCCUACACAAUAUAAACUUGACAUUCUUAUGUUUCUUGAUCAUGGUUUUGAUGAAAUCUAUUGGAUGGAUUCAGAUACAAUUGUUUAUCAAGAUUUGACGCCAUAUUUACAAGAAUUUCGACACUCGACCAGAUCGUUUUAUUUCAUUCUUGAUCAUGUAAUGUACGAUUCAUCAUUUGUCACUAGAUGGAAAUGUCAACAUCAAGAUACAUUUAUACCACAAGCAUGUUUUAUGGGUUUUAAGUCAUCAUGUAUGAGAACAUUCUUUGGUCUAUGGAAAAAUGCAUGGAAAAUAUGGAUUGAACCGAGACCAUUUACAAUGUAUCAAGAUCCAAAUCCAGAUUUUCUUGGAUCGAGCUUUUGUACUGAACAAUAUGCAUUGGGACUUAAUAUUAGCGAUUCAACGAAAAUUGAUUAUCAUUCAAACGAAUGA
Rotaria sordida is the source of this 1113-nucleotide messenger RNA. The record is from the annotation of a GenBank genome assembly. NCBI's taxonomy places the organism in Eukaryota, Metazoa, Rotifera, Eurotatoria, Philodinida, Philodinidae.